AUGUCCUCCUCCUCCUCCCUCCUUUUCUCCUCUCUUUUAUUAAUUACCUCAACGUUAAUUGUUUCUCAAAAGAUUGGAACAAUUCAAAUGAAUUUACACCAAUUUGCUCGUUGGGGAAGUAUUAAAAUGGGGGAUCAAACUUUCCAAGUUGCAUUCAAUAUUGGCUCUCCAAAUUCUUGGCUUAUAGCUAAAAAUGCUUCAUUUAAUUGGAACGAGCAAGGGUUACAACGUAAAAAAGUUAGAUAUAAUGGAAGUUCAAAAACAUCAAAAUCUUUGGGAAAGAAAUUUGAUUUUGGUGGCCCUGUUGGGAAUUUGUAUACUGACACAUUGACGAUAGACUCCGUCCAAAUACCUCAAUUUCCUUUUGGAGCAGUUACUUCAGGAAUUCCCAGCCAAUAUCAAGAUCCAUCUGGAUAUGAUGCUUUGUGCCCCAUCGAUGGAGAAUUUGGACUUUCCCCCGCUACUGGAACUUCAUCUUUAAAUUCAUUAACUAAAUCUUUGGACAAACCAAUUGUUUCUAUAUUUACAACUAAAGUCGGUACAGGUGAUGAUAAUGCUGGUUCAAUAACUUUUGGUUCAGAAAAUGUUAAGAACUGUAAACCAAAAUAUAGCUAUGUUCCAUUAGCAGAACGUUCAAAUUGGGUUAUUGGAGUUCAAUCAAUUAACAUUAAUGGACAACCUUCAUUAAAUCCUUUAGGCCCAACAAAAUUAAAAAUUACAAAUUCCGGUCUUUACAUGUAUGGACCAAAAAAGCAAUUAGAUAUUUUGGCAAAACAAUUAGGAUUUAAUAUUCCAAAAGAUUCUGGCACAUUUUACACAAAAGGAUCGUGUAAUGGAAUGGAAAAAAUGCCAAAUAUAAAUAUUAAAGUUGGAGAUAAUAAAAAACAGGCACAAAUUGUUUUGAAACCAAAACAAUAUAUGGACGUGUCUCCAAUCGGAGAAUGCCGUUUUCUAUUUAUGACAAGUGAAGGUUAUUCCCCUUCUGAAGACAACAAUUAUUGGAGUAUGGGAGCUCAAUUUUUAUUAGGGCGUUGUGUUGCCGUUAAUUGGGUUGAGGGAACUAUGGGAUUUUCUGAUGCUAAUUAAAUAAUUAAAGAAAUUGAUGAAAGGGAAGUAAAGAAAUAAUGAAAUAAAAUUAAAUAAAUGUAAUAAAUUAUAAUUAUGUAAAUGAUUUCUAUA
Messenger RNA from Meloidogyne enterolobii, 1179 nucleotides. The record is from the annotation of a GenBank genome assembly. Lineage: Eukaryota; Metazoa; Nematoda; Chromadorea; Rhabditida; Meloidogynidae.